Clarias gariepinus (North African catfish) is the source of this 1524-nucleotide messenger RNA. It is a transcript of the gene il22, whose product is annotated as interleukin 22. The record is from RefSeq and is a predicted model, not a curated record. The transcript has 5 exons. NCBI's taxonomy places the organism in Eukaryota, Metazoa, Chordata, Actinopteri, Siluriformes, Clariidae. Bases 747 to 1274 code for a protein of 175 amino acids. Gene Ontology annotation, cellular component: extracellular region.
UAUAUAAUUGUCUUUCCGUGUUCUGGAGGAAGCUAUAAAUGACAUACUUAUAUUGGGACUGUUGGGCUGUUUGGGUCUCAGCCAUAUUUAGGACACACUUUAUGAUUUAUUAUUAUUUAUUUUUUUUAGUAGCCUGGACCUUCAACGUUGCAAUGACGUCAUGGUAGCCUCGUGCAAUAACACGAUUGAUAUAUAUUUUUAAUUGCAUAUCUGAUUUCUUUUCCCUGCGUCUCUUAAACAGUCUAUAUGGCUCUCUUAGGACCAGUACAAUGCCUCUCAUGAGUCUCCUGGCAACUCCUCAGAGUGACGCUGCUCAAGCUGUUCAAGUGUACACAUAAUAAAAAGUCUGUAUUAUAACAGUGUAAUAAUUAGCACCAAAGCAGACGUCUCCGUUUUUUAACGUCAGCAUGGGGAUUUUACAGGAAGUAAAAUCCAAACAGGUAAUAAAAAUACCGGACGUUGAACACGUGCCAGGAACUCGACCCAUCACAUUGUGCAAAUUUCCGAACCAAUUAUCCUGAGUCAGAAGUGCUGAUAGAGGCACAGAAUGUCCACGAGCAGGUGCGGAAUCACCCAAAUCAGGGCAGUGAUAUCACACCGCAGUGACGUUGGGAUCAGAUCUAGGCCAGCGCAGGGCUAUAUAAACAUCUAGGUUAUGCAGGUUACCACAAGCAGUUCGGCGCUGAAUAAGGAGCGUGUUGUUCAGGUGAUCUGAUCUGUAAGAGUGCUCGAGCUUUGUGGGAAAGAUGCAUUGUGCUGUACUCGCUGCGCUGGCUGUGCUGUGCUGCGCGCUGCACGCGGAUGCCCGACCUGCGCGCUUACGCUCGCGCCCUCUGGACAACUCGGAGACCUGGAACAACGUCAUGGUCAUGGCCAAGCACGCACAAGCACAAGACCGGGACCAUGAGACUCGCCUGAUCCCAGUGAUUGCCAGCGACAAACUGAAAAACGGGGAUGUUUGUUGCGCCAACGUCAAGAUCCUCGAUUACUACCUCAAGCACAUUUUGGACGGUAAGACGCAUGAAGGUGGAGAGCAGCACUAUCCGCGCCUGCACCUGGUCAAGCCUGAUUUGAGCAGAGUGGCUAGAGACCUGGAACCACACUGUAACUCCAAGCAGAUUGAAGUGGAUCACUUGCAAACUUUCACGCAGAACCUCAAAAGAGCCGGAGAGCUGUACAAGAAUAUCACCAAAGCAAAGAACAAGGCCGUUGGGGAGACUGAUAUACUUUUCCAUUAUCUGUACGAGUCCUGCAGUGCCAUCAACGCAUCCUAGGCCUGUGCAAGAACCUUUGCAAUGUUUUCUUAAAAAAAAAAAAAAAAGGCUUGGCUUGGCUUGGGGGGCUGGGGGGCGGGGGGAUGCUUACUAAACUGUAUCUUUUCUUGCUGUUGAAGUAAUACACUCAAGGGUAGAUCUGCUGUACAUUUUGAGUAUAUUUUUUUACCGAAAAAGUGCAUCUAUGCAAAAAGCUAAAAAUGAUUUGAUUAUGUGCCUUAUUGUUUUUUUGUCUGAUGAAAUGUAUCAA